Messenger RNA from Cryptotermes secundus, 3046 nucleotides. Its product is annotated as cardioacceleratory peptide receptor-like. The transcript is spliced from 9 exons. Gene Ontology annotation, cellular component: membrane. The record is from RefSeq and is a predicted model, not a curated record. Gene Ontology annotation, biological process: G protein-coupled receptor signaling pathway. Gene Ontology annotation, molecular function: vasopressin receptor activity. The coding region runs from base 1010 to 2455 and encodes 481 amino acids. Lineage: Eukaryota; Metazoa; Arthropoda; Insecta; Blattodea; Kalotermitidae.
GCGCGGAAGACCUCGGUCUGACGCCUGUUCCAACUUCGCCGACUGUCAGACGGUACGCGUGAUAAAGCUUCAUGUGUCUUCAGCUUGACUCGCGCAGUCUUCUCUUUUCUUAACUCGUAAUCUGGUUUCUUCAUCUGACAUUUCUCUGUGACUCAAGGGAUACAAGACACGUAAUUAAGCUGCCUAUCUGUCAAGCAGUUUCGUUCUUCGGAGUCAUCGUUCGUGGACUAUCGUGUUUUAAGAUCAAUGUCAGACUUACGAAACAAAGGCAAUGUGGGUUUAAAUGGAAAUGUUUUAUAGAAUACUUAAAAGGCCAACGUCUUCCCAACUAUUAGAUACUGAAAUUAUAUCCAUUCUACACUUUAAAAUUGUUUCAGUCACGUGAUCCUUCUCUGCAAGAAAUCUUUAAAUGUUUCGUUAUAGAAGAUUUCACAUUCGGUAAUUUAAUUAAUGUCGUUAGUUCCUUCAUUUUGUUCCGCAGAUUUAAAUAUAGGUCUCAGUCAUGUCGAAAUAUUUAUCUAAUGGCACGCUUAAUUAAAUGUUCAAUGUUGUCAUUAUAAAUCCUUUAUCACAUUAACAGAAAAUAUGUACUAUAUCAAUAAAAAUCGUCGCCUUCAGUAUUUCGUAAAAAGAACUUCAUAUUGUUUAUAAUAUAAUUAAUUAUACGUAUGUGACAAUAUCACUCACUGACUUUGUAGAAUAUAAGAAGUUAAGUGGAAUUAGGACGCAUACAAAUAACAGGCACCGUGUGACAAACAGAGUAAAUCUGUAGGGAGCAGAAGUUUUAAAACAGUUCUUUGCUGUUGCAAGUCUAUCGUUUAAAUAUGCUGUUGCCAGGCGUGUGUAGUUUCAAGAGCUCUCAGCUGGUAGGGGUGUAGCGAAGUACAACUGCAAUUGUUAGGUUUGUGUAGCAUCAAGAGUUGUAAAUUGGUGGGGGUGCAGUGAAGUAGUAAUUUUCCUUUGCGGGAUGUAGUGGACAUUGAACUCAGAGGAGGGCGGUGUGGAGUAAAUGGAUACGGCGCCAGCAGAUUUAAAUUGCUCCUGGAGCGACGGCGACGCUUCCGGAAACAUCGUCAUCUUCAGUAGCACCGCAACAACAGCAGCAGCAGCAGCAGCAACAAUAAGAACAACAACAAAAACAACUGAAAAAUUUAACAGUAUCUGCUUCAGUGAUACAGAAGACUACAACAAUGUCAAUGAUACCUACAGCCAUAACAUCACACAAUCUCAGACCCAGGACAUAAACUCGUUUUAUUUUUAUGAGACGGAGCAGUUUGCUGUCCUGUGGAUUCUGUUUGCGCUCAUCGUCCUGGGGAACGCAUCCGUCUUGCUUGCACUUUUCAUGAGCAAAAAAAGAAAAUCUCGGAUGAAUUUCUUCAUUAUGCAGUUAGCAUUAGCAGAUUUGUUUGUUGGCCUCAUCAGCGUUAUGACAGAUAUCAUUUGGAGGAUAACGGUAGCCUGGAACGCCGGCAACGUAGCGUGUAAGCUCAUUCGUUUUCUUCAGUGUGUGGUCACGUACUCCUCAACAUACGUCCUGGUGGCUCUAAGCAUCGACCGAUACGAUGCCGUGACACAUCCCAUGAAUUUCUCCGGAAGCUGGAGACGCGCCCGUCUGCUAGUUACCGUCGCGUGGAUCAUCAGUGCCGUCUUCUCAGUGCCCAUAGUAGUCCUGUACCGCGAGACGCCUAUACAAGGCCGCCUCCAGUGUUGGAUCGACUUCUCCGAGCAGUGGCAGUGGCAGCUGUACAUGACGCUCGUAGCCGUGACGCUGUUCGUCGUACCGGCCGUCAUCAUCUCUGCUUGCUACGCCAUCAUCGUGACGACAAUAUGGAGCACGAGCAAGCAACUAACGCCGGACCCAAACAGACGACAGUCGCGCAACAGUGGCAGUGGCAGUGGCAGCAGCAGCAGCUAUGUUCGCACAAGCGGCAAGCAUCGGAUGUUACGACUUCAACAGCUCCAGCAGGAGGACCACGACAGCCGGAGAGCCAGUUCCAGGGGCAUCAUACCCAAAGCCAAAGUCAAGACCAUCAAGAUGACUUUCGUCAUCGUUUUCGUGUUCGUGACGUGCUGGAGUCCGUACAUCGUGUUCGAUCUCCUGCAAGUGUACGGCCAUGUGCCAAGGACCCAGACGAACAUCGCUGUGGCGUCCUUCAUCCAGAGCCUGGCGCCUCUCAACUCCGCCGCCAACCCACUCAUCUAUUGUCUGUUCUCUACGUCCGUCGGUCGAACACUAAGAAAGAAAGCGCCGUUUAGCUGGUUGGCGGCAGCACUGGGGGCGUGUUGUCCGACCAGUGUUCAAUCCCGGGCACAACACGACGCCGGGGAAAACAUGCCGCUGGCUGACAGCACUCGCUGGUCCUCCCAGCGACGGAAAACACACCGACCCCAACAUCCCCACAUCGACGCUAUGGCUAGGGGAGCGGCGGUGGCAGCAGUCGUCACCAUCGUCUAGCGUCAUCAUCGCGAGAUACGGACGCUCGAAUACUCGUAUGCCUGUCGUAAACUUAAUUCAGUUCGCGGUUUAGAUUAAAUUGCAAGCCAGGCAUGCACCGCCUUCAUUUGGCCAACAGCAUCCAUAAGAACAGCGCGGAAUAAUCAAGUACCGGAAAUACGAGAACAGGAAACGAAAUCGCCAAGAAGUGUUUCUUAACUGUUGUUAAUCAGUGAUGCAAAAUGCAAACGGAAGUGACGAUCUUGUGCUUACACUUUCCAGAACGUUAAUACUGGAAACAUGACAUCUAAUUUAAAUGUUAUUUAUUUCGGAGGCCUCCUUAUGUUGAGAUAUAAAAAAACUUCGUUAAUUCGUACAAAUCACCAAAUACAUUAAGCGAUGACGAGUGUAGAUUGUUACUGUUUCUUAAGAAAAAACAGAAUAUUAAGAUUCCGAUCGCCAGCCCCCAUAUCCGUCAUACUCCGUCUCUGACGACCGGAGUUCCCUGAUCUCUGUUAUAUGUAUGACACUUAUAUUCCAUUUACAUGUAACAUUUCCCGAACAUGCACUCGGUAGCUUAGUUGGUUGAGGCACCAUGCUACAAGCCGGAAG